Messenger RNA from Caenorhabditis auriculariae, 1969 nucleotides. The record is from the annotation of a GenBank genome assembly. NCBI's taxonomy places the organism in Eukaryota, Metazoa, Nematoda, Chromadorea, Rhabditida, Rhabditidae.
AUGCUAACUCAAGUCCCUUCGCCGGUCGAAUCGGCCCUCAACCUGUCUGAAAUCGCCAACGACAUGUCACCAAUCACCAAGCGUCAGAUCGACGCCGAACUCUUCCUCCACGAGAUCGCCUUGCUCCACCGAGUGAGUUAACUGAUAAUUAUCUGGUGGGGGCGUGAUUACUAGGCUUUUUCCUGAUAAUUGUGGGUACGCCCCCUUUUCCGAGUAGUAUAUAGAGCCAGGUUUUCGGAGAAGUUGAGAGAUUUUCAGCUUCUUUCUUCUUUUUAAGUCUUGUUUUUCAUUGAGUAAGUCUGAGUCGAGCUUUUAGCUUGGAAAUUUUUUCGAACUUGGAAAAUAUGGUCUCAGCUGAUUUUUUUCAUUCCUAGGACCUAAUCUAGUUUGAUCUUAUAAUCUUCCAAAAGUUCCAAAAGCUCCAACUCACCCCACUUUAGUACAAAAACCGCUUGAUAAGAGCCAAAAAAAAACUUUCACUUUAUUCUCUCUCCUGUCUUCGACUUGACAGGCUGAUAAGACCUGCCUACUCGAGUAUAUAAACGGAAGAUAAGCCUUGCUCUCUUUUCAGCAAGUCUCCCGAAAGUCGAUGGACUGGCGAACGAUGCCGCAGUCGGCGCACUCGCGCAACACCGUCAACCCAGUCCGGAAGAUCGCCGACGCCUGCCAAGUCACACCGAACCCGAACAAACGUCUGCUGAAGCUGCACCUCGGAGAUCCGUCCGUCGGCGGCAUGCUGCCACCCAGUCCAGUCGCCGUCCAAGCCAUGCACGAAGCCGUCGACAGCCACGCCUUUGAUGGCUACGGUCCAGCUGUUGGAGACCUCGCCGCUCGUCAGGCCGUCGUCGACAGAUACUCCGUCCCUUCGGCCAGCUUCACCGCCGAUGACGUCAUCUUGGCUUCCGGAUGCUCGCACGCUCUCCAGAUGGCCAUUGAGGCUAUCGCUGGACCUGGGGACAGCAUCCUGGUGCCUCACCCAGGCUUCCCACUCUACUCCACCCUGUGCCGCCCUCAUGGAAUCGUCGACCGCGCCUACCACAUCACGAUGACUGAUGGGGUCCGAAUCGACCUGAACUACUUGGAGUCGUUGAUCGACGAGACCACCAAGGCGAUCAUCGUCAACAACCCUGGCAACCCGACUGGCGCCGUCUUCACCAAGGAGCACCUUCAGGAGAUCCUUCGGGUUAGUAUUUCACUUCAACUUGAGCCAAAUUCUAAAGCUGAGCUUAGAAUUGAGCUAUGAUCCAUUCCGAAUUCACCAACUCAUGCUCCAAUUUUGCAGGUCGCUCACAAGCACCGACUCGUGAUCAUCGCCGACGAAAUCUACGGCGACCUCGUCUACAACGGCGCCGAAUUCCACCCGAUCGCCACUCUCUCGCCAAAAGUCCCAGUCCUGACCUGUGACGGAAUCGCCAAGAGAUGGAUGGUUCCCGGCUGGCGAUUGGGCUGGGUGAUCGUCCACGAUCGGUACAAGGUCCUGUCGCAGAUCAAGCUCGGCAUGGUCGCCUUGUCGCAGAAGAUCGUCGGCCCCUGCGCUCUCGUUCAAGGAGCCUUGCCGAAGAUCCUAAAAGACACGCCAGAAGAAUACUUCGUCUACACCCGGAACGUGAUCCAGGAGAACGCCAACGCCAUCGCCGAGGUCCUGGAAGUCGUUCCAGGCCUGACCGCCAUCAAGCCCCAGGGCGCCAUGUACAUGAUGAUCGGCGUCGACAAGGCGACGUACGGCGACGACGUCGGCUUCUGUCAGGCGUUGAUCCGAGAGGAGUCGGUGUUCUGUCUGCCCGGCCAGGCGUUCAGCGCCCCCGGCUACUUCCGAAUCGUGCUGACGAGCAACCUCGCCGAGAUGCGGGAGGCUGCGGAGCGGAUCCGGGACUACUGUCUGAGACACAUUGGCGAGUGCCGGUCCGAGGACAGCUCCGACGAGGGAUGCGAGCUCGGGAGCUUCUGCGACUCUGAGAACGACGUCUAA